Messenger RNA from Hippopotamus amphibius kiboko, 420 nucleotides. RefSeq names its product molybdopterin synthase catalytic subunit-like. Bases 1 to 420 code for a protein of 139 amino acids. Gene Ontology annotation, cellular component: cytosol. NCBI's taxonomy places the organism in Eukaryota, Metazoa, Chordata, Mammalia, Artiodactyla, Hippopotamidae. The transcript has a single exon. Gene Ontology annotation, biological process: Mo-molybdopterin cofactor biosynthetic process. Gene Ontology annotation, molecular function: molybdopterin synthase activity. The record is from RefSeq and is a predicted model, not a curated record.
AUGAUAAAAUUCACAUCUGAGAAACUUUCAGCAGACGAAGUCUCACCACUUUGUGGUGCAAUAUCCCUGUUUGUAGGGACUACAAGGAAUAACUUCGAAGGGAACAAAGUCAUUAGCUUAGAGUAUGAAGCAUAUCUACCAAUGGCAGUAAACGAAGUCAGAAAAAUUUGUAGUGACAUUAGGCAGAAAUGGCCAGUCAAACACAUAGCAGUGUUCCAUCGACUUGGCUUAGUUCCAGCGUCAGAAGCAACCAUUAUCAUUGCUGUGUCUUCAGCCCACAGGGCUGCAUCCCUCGAAGCUGUGAGCUAUGCCAUUGAUACCUUAAAAGCCACGGUGCCCGUAUGGAAAAAGGAAAUGUAUGAAGAGUCUUCAUCAUCUUGGAAAAGAAACAAAGAAUGCUUUUGGGCAACCGAUGACUAA